AUGGAUCCUAUGGAGUCCGCACCCAUACACGCGUUAGCGCCCACGCUCAUCACCGCCGACAUGGAGAAACUCUCUCCUCACGACAAAGGUGGCAUACAGCUGCUCGAGCUUCCAACAUCCUCCGUGUCGCCGUCGAUAACUCGGGAGGACGACGGGGAGGACGCGCCGGCGGAGGAUGAGGGGCGGAAAGAGCACGGAGCGCAGCGGGCGCUCAAGGCCCCCGCGGCGUACGAGGACACGUUCCCAGACGGCGGCCAGGGCUGGGUCGUCGUCUGCGGCUGCGCUCUCUUCUGUGCGGCGACCGUGGGCUGGGGGUGCGUCUGGGGCGUCACGGAAGAGUUCUUCAAGUCGACGAUGUUCCCCGGCACGCCUGAUUCGGUGCUGACGACGCUGGGGAGCCUCCCCCCGCUGAUCAUGACCUUGGGGAGCAUCGUGGCCGGAAAGCUGGCAGACCGAUACGGGUACAAGCCCUUCCUCGCGGCGGGCGCGGUCAUCUGGGUCGCGAGCAUGGUCGCGAGCGCGUUCUGCACCGAGGUGUGGCAGUUCUUCAUCACCAUGGUCGGUCUUCGCCUCAGGCUGUUUUCAUCGUACGGAAUGGGCGUCAUGCAGGGGAUCGCGGACGCGCUCAUCUUCCCGCUCAUCGUCGCGUUGCCCACGCAAUGGUUCCUUCGCCACCGCGCCCUCGCCAUAGGCAUCGUGGUUUCCGGUAGCUCAGUCGGCGGCGCCGUUGCUUCCAUCGUCUACCGCCUCCUCAUAUCCUCGCUCGGGCUGCGCAAGGCGCUCGCCAUCUUCACCGGCAUCCACACCGCGAUGUUCGCCGCGGGCUACUUCAUGAUGACCGAGCGCCGCCCCGCGCACAAGAGGCCGGCCAUCGUCUGGUUCGACCGCGCGUUCUUCAGUGACCCGGUCUUCUGGAGCCUCGCGCUCUGCUUCUUCUUCACCGUCUUUGGGUACUUUGGCCCGAUCUUCCUCCUGCCCACCUUCACGGCCCAGGUGGCGCCCCACCUCCCGGAGCUGCUCACCGCGCUCCCGCUCACCGUGCUCAACAUCUCCGCCGCGCUCGGCCGCAUCCUCGUGGGCUUCGCCGCGGACCGCCUCGGGCCCGUGAACGCGCUGUUCGUCGCGAUCACCGCCUCGGGCCUCACCCAGCUGCUCGUGUGGAUGUUCAUCAGCUCGUACGGCGGCACGAUGGCGUUCGCCGUCCUCUACGGCUUCUUCUGCGGCUGCUUCCUCUCGCUCAUCUCCGCCGUCGCCGCCAAGGUCUACGGCGUCGCGCAGCUCGCGGGCCUCUCCGGGCUCCUCCUCCUCUUCAACGCUCCCGGGAACGCGGCGGGCGCGCCGAUCGGCGGCGCGCUGCUCGGCGCGACGGGCAACAACUGGCAGGUCGUGGCCGCGUACUCGGGCGCGGUGCAGGUCCUGGGCGCGUUGUGCCUGCUCUACGCGCGGUUCAAACGAGAGCCGCGGCUCAUAGCGGCGUACUAG
Messenger RNA from Epithele typhae, 1482 nucleotides. RefSeq names its product MFS general substrate transporter. The record is from RefSeq and is a predicted model, not a curated record. Gene Ontology annotation, cellular component: fungal-type vacuole membrane. Lineage: Eukaryota; Fungi; Basidiomycota; Agaricomycetes; Polyporales; Epitheliaceae. Gene Ontology annotation, biological process: transmembrane transport. The transcript has 13 exons. The coding region runs from base 1 to 1482 and encodes 493 amino acids. Gene Ontology annotation, molecular function: transmembrane transporter activity.